AUGGCGAGGCUCAGUCAGGUGGAGAUUGAGGGCGAUGACUGGAUCCUCAUUGACCGUACUGUUGACGGAACGACGGCGCUGGAGGAGUCGUGGUAUGUAACACCACCCGCAUGUUUUACACGGGCUGGUCCCGUGAACGUAGAAACAUCACCGCUAGAGGACCUGCUGAUAGAGCAUCCUAGUAUGUCCGUUUACCGAGCCACAGCGCCUUCGAUCGCUCCUGAAACUCCACCGCCAACGCCAGACGCACCGGAAGAACGAGUCGUCGAGGAGGACGCUCUGCCAAACGUUGCUUCCAGUGCACCGGUCACCGCAACACCAGCAUCGCCGGAACGUGCCCCCGGCAGAAGCCAAAAUGGACAACAAGCAACCCGUAGACCAGACACCCGCGACGAAAGACCUCGUGCACGCACUGAGAAGAGGAUAGUUCAGCUUCGGUCGGCGCAAAAGGUUUACGAGAAGAGGACUACCCAAGCACUGAAGAGAGGUCGCCUGGAGAGAAGUAACAAGCUGAGGGAAGUGUUGAGCGUAAAAGGCAAGCGGCCGCGCCGCCAAGACCGCUUGCGUAUCCAAAACAGUGGCGCGAACAACAACCGGAAAUGCUAG
Bombus huntii is the source of this 606-nucleotide messenger RNA. It is a transcript of the gene TP53INP, whose product is annotated as tumor protein p53-inducible nuclear protein 2. Bases 1 to 606 code for a protein of 201 amino acids. Gene Ontology annotation, cellular component: nucleus; autophagosome. NCBI's taxonomy places the organism in Eukaryota, Metazoa, Arthropoda, Insecta, Hymenoptera, Apidae. Gene Ontology annotation, biological process: positive regulation of DNA-templated transcription; autophagosome assembly. The transcript is spliced from 3 exons. The record is from RefSeq and is a predicted model, not a curated record.